Messenger RNA from Plodia interpunctella (Indianmeal moth), 2368 nucleotides. RefSeq names its product patsas (gene Patsas). Gene Ontology annotation, molecular function: protein binding; palmitoyltransferase activity. Gene Ontology annotation, cellular component: Golgi membrane. NCBI's taxonomy places the organism in Eukaryota, Metazoa, Arthropoda, Insecta, Lepidoptera, Pyralidae. The record is from RefSeq and is a predicted model, not a curated record. The transcript has 9 exons. The coding region runs from base 438 to 2039 and encodes 533 amino acids. Gene Ontology annotation, biological process: protein palmitoylation.
GAGUAUGUAGCGGAAAUUGCAAAUAGGGUUCAUUUAUCACAAAAUUUCCAUUAUAGCGUGACCUCGUAGGUACCUACAUUGUCUGAUCCAGAUAUGAGUUAACAAGAUAAUCAUUUAAUUAAAGUCAAUUUUAGCGCUCCACAGUUUUCGGAAUGACAGACAGACUGCGACAAACCAGCGCAUGCUCAGUAACGUCCCUCGUCAAUCAAUAUAUAACGUGCAUUUGUCAUGCUACUGUGGUCUUCUAGUAACUAGAAACUAUUUUGGGUCGAAGGUAAAGUUAAGAAUUCACAGUGUAUUCGUGUGGUAGUGAGGCCGUGGCGGACGGCGAAAACUCUGCGGUGGCAGGCGGCGGCCUCGCCGUGAACAGUAAGGUGUAUCCCAGCCCUGGGGCGGCCCGCGGCGUGUGGGCGCUGCCGCAGCCGCCCCCAUGCAGCAUGGCCGCGGAGGAACCCCUCCCGCCAUGCUCGCCCCUCUCCCCGGACGCUCCCCAGGCCCCGCCGAGGACCAUAGCCAACUUUAAUCAUCACUCAGAUCUGCAUCAACUCAUCUUUGAAGCAGUACGCUCAGGCGAAGUGUCAGAGAUUGAGCGGUUGGUGGAGAAGUUGGGUGUGGAGGUGUUGAGCGCGCGCGACCAGCAUGGAUACACGCCCGCGCACUGGGCGGCGCUGGACGGCAGCGUGGCCGUCAUGCGCUACCUCGUCGAGCGCGGCGCGCCCGUCGACCUCUCCUGCCUCGGCACUCAGGGCCCUCGGCCUAUUCACUGGGCCUGCCGCAAGGGCCACGCGUCAGUCGUGCAAGUGUUGCUGCAAUGCGGAGUGGCUGUCAACGCCGCCGACUUUAAAGGGUUGACACCUCUAAUGACGGCUUGUAUGUACGGUAAGACCGCCACCGCCGCAUAUUUGCUGGGCAUGGGGGCGGCCACUAGGCUGUCGGACAUCAACGGCGACACAGCCCUGCACUGGGCCGCGUACAAGGGCCACGCGGACCUGGUCCGCCUGCUGAUAUACUCAGGGGUGCCUUUACAUUGCACGGAUAACUUCGGCUCGACACCCCUGCACCUUGCGUGCUUGUCAGGCAAUCUCACUUGCGUGCGUCUACUGUGUGAAAAAGUAAAAGCUGAAUUAGAGCCACGCGAUAAAAACGGCAAGACGCCCCUGAUGUUGGCACAGAGCCACAGACACGCGGAAGUGGUGAAGCUGCUGCAGAAGGAGAUGAAGAGGAAAUCUCACUGGAUGCCGCCCCUGUCGGAGCUGUGGGCCCUGCUGUUCGGGGGGGCCGGACAGUCGAAGGGCCCGCUGUUGUUCUUUCUUAUAUCUGUGCUGCUUUGGGGAUAUCCUAUGUAUGUAAUUAGGUGUAUACCGCUAACAUGGAACACGCUGCGCCUCUCGCACUACUGCUUCCUGUACUGGAACGGCAUCAUGUGGCUGAGUUGGGUCAUCGCCAACAGGCGGGACCCGGGCUAUAUACCGCAAAACUCCGAGACCUACUACCGAGCUAUCAGGCAGAUACCCUACUACGACAAGUGGAAGAAGAGGAAUGUUAUUUUGUCAAGACUAUGUCACACUUGUCGAUGCCUUAGACCGUUACGGGCCAAACAUUGCCGGAUCUGCAAACGUUGCGUCGCAUACUUCGACCACCAUUGUCCGUUCAUAUACAACUGCGUGGGCGUGCGAAAUCGCAUGUGGUUCUUCCUGUUCGUGAUGAGUGUUGCCAUAAACUGCACACUAUCUAUAUAUUUUGCAUGUUACUGCUUGCUGUUGGAAGGUUUCGGACUUUUGUAUGCGCUCGGGCUGUUGGAAGCAAUCACUUUCUGUGCGCUAGGAUGGAUACUCACGUGCACUUCAAUUUUACAUGCGUGUAUGAAUUUAACAACGAAUGAGAUGUUUAAUUAUAAGAGGUACCCCUAUCUCAGGGACAAACGAGGGCGGUACCAGAAUCCCUUUUCACGGGGCCCUAUCAUGAACCUGAUCGAGUUCUUCGUGUGCCUUCCGGAUAAGUGUGACGAGCAGGACAUCUUCCAUGAAGAGUCUAUAUGAUACGAAAUUAAUGUAUAGAAGUUAAAGCCUACUUUUAAGAUUAGCAUUUUCACAUCAGAUGAUAUCAAAUUGCUUAAUUGAUAUUUUCUAUGCCAUUUGUGUGUGUGCCUAUCAUUUAUUUUCUGAACUGCUUAUCUGAUUCACAUGCACUCUGAAUCUAAUGUAUUGACAAAAAACCACGAUGAUCGCAGUUUGAACGUAACAAUGAAAUAAGCACAAAGAAAGUGGCUGGCCGAAUACACUAUGGUUUAUGAGUCUAAUAUAGCUAUACCUUGUUGUUAAAAGAAUGUUAAAUAUUUUAAUGCUUAAUUAAAACGUGAUAUUCUUGA